AUAUUUAGGCAUACUACACAAGCGAGAUUUCUUACAUCGUCACCACAUGAGAGCCUCUGCGAUUUUCUCUUUGGUUCUCAUCAUGUUUAGGGUUUCGCGAUUUUGUUUCUGAUGUUUUGAUGGAAGCGUGAUACACGAUUGGUCAUUACUUCGGCUUGUUUUCAUGCGCAGCUCCUUUUAAUUCACCUUUUACUGAGAGAGAAGGCAUGGUGAAGGGAAAUAGCAAUAACAUGGACGUCAAUCCUGAGUUAGAGCCUGUUGAGAAUGAUGCGAAACCAGAAGCCCCUGAACCUGAACAGCCAUUGAAGAAGUUGAAAGUAGAAGAACCAAAGACCAGUACUGAGAUACCUGAAGGGGAAGGGAAAGAGAAGAAAGGAGGGAAAGACAAACCAGCAGAAGAGAAGAAAGGAGAAAGGGAACGUAAGAAAGAAGGGGAAGAGAAACAAGAAGAAGUGAGAGUUGAUAAGAAGGAAGAGCAAGGAGAGGAGCCAAAGAAGAAUCUCAAAAAGCAAACAAAGAAGAAGAAGAAGAAAGGCGGGGAUGGGGGCACUGUGCAAGGGAAGAAAGAAGAAGCAGGGGAGAAGCAAGAAGAUGUGGGCAAAGGUAAGAAGGAAGAGCAAGUAGAGGAGCCAAAGAAGAAUCUCAAAAAGACAGAGAAGACGAAGAAGAAGAAAGGCGAGGGUGAGGGCACUGUGCAAGGUGGCAAUGGGAAAACAGCUGAUGGGAACAUGGAGAAUUCGAAGGGGAAAUCAGAGAGCAUGGGUAUGAUAUUCAUGUGUAAUGCACAGACGAAAAAGGAUUGUUUCACUUACAAGGUGCUGGGUUUGCCUGGGAGCAAGAAGGAGCUUGUGGCUAAAGUAUACAAGGGCAUGAGGCUUUUCUUGUUUGAUGUUGAUCUAAGGCUCAUGUAUGGUAUUUACAAGGCAUCAGGGCGUGGGGGUUACAAUAUCGAGCCAAAAGCCUUCAAAUCUGGUUUCCCUUCCCAGGUUCGCUUCACUGUACUUAAUGAUUGCUUGCCUUUGCCUGAAGAGAAGUUCAAAGCCGCAAUCAAGAGUAACUAUUACACGAAGAACAAGUUCAAUGUUGAACUGACCUCUGAACAGGUGAAGAACUUAUGUAAACUCUUCAAGCCUGCAAACAUUGGGCCAAGCAAACCCAUAUGGGAAUCCCGAAGGCCAAGAAGUAAAGAGGUGCAUGAUUUGGUCGAGAGAGGAAGGAAUAGGCGGCAGGCCCCAAGGGAUAGGAGACAAUCGCCAUGGAUCGUGGACGACAGGUUGCCUCCUGUGGAGCAUGUGGCAUAUGAGAGAGAGGUGUAUGCUCCACCACCACCCCCUGAGCCUUAUUAUGCCUAUGAGAGGCCCAUUGAAUUGGGUUACUAUGAGAGGGAGCCACCCAUUGUUGGGUUUCGAGAUCGUCGAUUGCCAGAGUUGAGGAGAGAGGAGAUAGGGCACAGGGAUCUGUACUUGCACAGGGAGCCAGAGUUGAGGAGAGAGGAGAUAGGGCACAGGGCUCUCUACUUGCACAGGGAGCCAGAGUUGAGGAGAGAAGAGAUAGGGUACAGGGAUCCCUACUUGCACGGAGAGCCUGUGGUCUAUCAUCACUCUUCAUAUCAACCUCCUAUUUAUCGAUACUGAGACUUUUGAGGAUCAGAUGGUUUUGUUUUGUUAAAGUGCUUCGAUUUUAACAUUGUUGGGAUCCUAGUGAGCCUCCUUUCAUUAUGGAUGCGUUUAGUGGUA
Amborella trichopoda is the source of this 1736-nucleotide messenger RNA. RefSeq lists its product as uncharacterized. NCBI's taxonomy places the organism in Eukaryota, Viridiplantae, Streptophyta, Magnoliopsida, Amborellales, Amborellaceae. The record is from RefSeq and is a predicted model, not a curated record.